AUGGGAAAAAGGAAUGCGGUGAGAAACGUCAGUCAAUUGGUGUGGAAUAGGAACGCAUGUGGUUCUUCGCUGUACAAUAGAUAUCGGUUCGAAAAGAUGACUGCCAGCGGUACGAUGAAGAAAUAUGUCCUUUGGUUUGCACAAGAGCAUGUAGACUUCAGGCAAGCGGAAAUCGCUUCCCUGAUGCGGAUAUGGAACAUACAAAUGAACACACCGGCCAAUCACAACCCGGAACGACCUUUCUGGGUGGUAGAAAUGCAAAACAAUGAUGCAGCUCGCAAGCUUGCAUCCCGUUCAAUGUCACUGCGCUGUAUAUUCGAACUGUGGGCACAUUCUGACCAGGGUCUGGCACACUUUCACGAAACACUACGGGCACACAUUGAAACGCACCGAAAAUCGCUGGCGUCCCAUUUCGAGGCAACCAAAUCGUUCAAAAUAACGGUGGAAACGUACAACAAACACUUUAGCCAGAAGGACAAGGUAGCGAAAAUCGAAACGAUGCAGUACCUACCGGUGGAAGGGCCCGUUAAUUUGAAAACACCGGAUGUGCACUACUGGUACAUUGAGUUUUGGGGCUUGGAUCCGAUGAACGUGCCGGAACAUCCGCACGAUGUACUGUUUGGCCGAUGGAUAGCGGAUGGGAAGCGUGAUAUGAUUAAUGAAAUAUCGUUGAAAAAUCGUAAAUUUAUCGGAAACACUUCGAUGGAUCCGCAGCUGUCGUUGCUGAUGGCAAACCAAGCGUUGGUAUGUAGUGGUGAUCUUGUGUUGGAUCCGUUUGCCGGUUCAGGUUCGCUGCUUGUUGCUGCGGCAAAGUUUGGAGCGUAUGUGAUUGGGGCCGACAUUGACUACAUGAUUGUGCACGGGAAAUCGAAACCGACGCGUGUGAAUCAGAAGAUCCGUGCGGAGGAUGAAAGUAUCUACGCGAAUCUGCAGCAGUACGGCUGCGGAGGUCUUUUCGUUGAUGUAGCGAUAGCGGACUUUUCACGUAGCAUUUGGGCGGAAAGCAUGGUCUUUGACAGUAUUAUCACGGAUCCUCCAUACGGCAUUCGUGAAGCCACGGAACGGAUUGAGUUUAAAACGCAGCGAAGAGCGACCGCCAUGACGGAGGAUGCGGUACACUAUCCCUCUACCUCACCGUACCAGCUGUGCCAGAUGUACAAGGAUUUGCUUCAAUUUUCCGCUCGACAUCUAAAGCUCGGUGGACGGCUUGUUUGUUGGUUUCCUAUGUUGAGGAAAGAUCUUGAUUCCGAUGUGCUGCCACGCCACAAGUGCCUUCAACUGGUGGCAAACUCCGAACAGCCACUAUCGGGGUACAGUUCUCGGCGAUUGCUAACGUACGAGAAAAUCUCCAACAGUGAAUCCGAUCUGAACGCAUUCGAAAUGCCCGACAAGGUCGUUGAAAACUUCCGACAGCGUUACUUCACCCAGCUGGCUGAGGAUAAUGGCACGCGAAAGGAACGCAGGUUGGCGUUGCGUGAGGUAGGACGCAACGAGGCAAAGAAACGGGGCAAACAACAGCAACCGGAUGGAAAGUGGCGUUACGCACAAGAAACGCCGGAUGGAAAUUAG
Anopheles maculipalpis is the source of this 1569-nucleotide messenger RNA. Its product is annotated as tRNA (guanine(10)-N2)-methyltransferase homolog. Gene Ontology annotation, biological process: methylation. Lineage: Eukaryota; Metazoa; Arthropoda; Insecta; Diptera; Culicidae. The record is from RefSeq and is a predicted model, not a curated record. Gene Ontology annotation, molecular function: nucleic acid binding. Gene Ontology annotation, cellular component: cytoplasm.